AUGGCCCUCAAUGCUGAAAAUUUUAAUAGAACAAGAAGAAAUAACUCUUCUAAUCAUCGUAUUUUGCCUUUCAGUAUUCUAAAUUCCCCCUUGGCUCAACCAGGCUCCAAUUCUAGUCCAUCUAGUUCAUCGCCAAUAAACAAUGCACUACCUCAAUCUCCAAUGAACAAUCACAAUUUGUUCUUGCAACCACUUCAUGGCUCAGAUAUUUUGGACAGAACUUCUUCAAACUACAAAAAAUUCUCUUACAAAACAAAAACAUCAUUAAAUUUUGCUUCUUAUACCGAAAUACAGGCUCUUUCCUCUUCAAAUGAUCCUGCUCACCCAAACAGAGUGGUAAUUGCUGGGAAAAGUUUAAUUCAAGUUCUAGAUAUCGACAACGAAAAUUCCACAAUCACAAUUGUAAAAGAUGUUUUAAAAGGUUCUUUUCUACAAAAGAACGUUACUCAAUUGGGCUCCAUCUUUGACAUAAGAUUUGGUUAUCACUCAAAUAAAAAUUUGAUUGCUGUUGCUUCGAUAACAGGUUCGGUUUAUGUAUUUGAUAAUUCGGAUGCAUCUUCAUCAACAUAUAAUAAAAUCGUCAAUAAUCUUAAAGCACACAAUCGUCCUGUCAAUUCCAUUGCCUUUUCUCCUCAUGAUUCUAAUCUAUUGAUGUCUGGAUCCAGAGAUGGUGUUAUAAAAAUUUGGGAUCUUCGUUCUGAAGAGCCCGUAAAAAGCUUAUCUGCAAAUGCUGAUGUAGUAAGGUGUAAUGAAUAUUCUCCUCAUGAUCCAUAUAGUAUUGUUGCUACCUAUGAUUCUGGAAGCAUAGUAAAAUGGGAUUUGAGAAACAAUAAACAAGAAAAAAGAUUUAAUGGCCACAAUAAAGGAGGUCUCACUCUUGAAUGGAAUAAUAAAUUCAAUUAUAUUGUUUCUGGAGGUAGUGAUCAACAAAUUCAAGUGUGGAAUAUGAGCUCCAAGAAUAUUCAAGAUCGUUCCCAGCCAGAUUUCACAAUAAAUACAUCAAGUCAGAUAGCCAAGGUUUCGUGGUCUCCUUUCACAGAAAACUGUUCCUCUGUUAUCGACUGUCAGGUUGCAUCUUGCUACUUAGGCAACAAUUCUUUUGUGAAUGUAUGGGAUCUCAAAAGGAACUUUAUACCUAGAUUUGUAUUGGCUGAACAUUCGCAGCCAGCUACUGGUUUGUGUUGGAAAGAUCAAAAUCACAUAUGGACCUGUUCAAAAGAUAAAUUAUUUAUACAGCAUGAUUUGAGAAGUGAGAGAUGUACAAUAGAAGAUUUACCUAAAACUUCUGUCAAAUUUAAUUGGUCCAGAUUUAAUGAGGUUUGUUUUAUUUCUCAAAAUGAUGAUUGUUUUACUUUAAAUAAAAACAGAAAUGAGAAUCUAUCCUAUGAUAAGGGCCAUUCGGUUUAUCAGUCUUCAAGACAUUUUAAAGAAAAUUUUAAUGAUUAUUUUAUAUCCUCUAAAGAAACAAAUCAAAAAUAUAAUCAUCUACUAAAUUCUACGCCUGAUUUAAGAAAUUCAGAAGAUCUCAUAGAUGAUUCAUAUAACAAUAUAAAUCAUAUAUUGAGUGAUUGUUCUAACCAUAUAAGUGAAAUUCAUGCUCAAAAUCAUGGAAAUCGUGUUUUUUUUCCAAAAUUUUCUUCCUUUUUGUUUAAAUUGAAGCCCAGAAACCUGUUUGAUCAAGAAAAUCUGACAAAUGAAAAUAUUCAAUCACAGGGAACGCACAGAGAUUCUCAUGGUUCAAGUAAUUUGGACUCAAACAACUCAAACUCUAGUUCUGUUGUAGGGUCACUUCCGGUUCCUCAACUUCAACGACAUAUCAGCUUUUCCAAUCAUCAAAUUAAUCAGCAUGGUGUUAGUUUUGGAAGUUCCAACCAAUUUUCUAAAUCUGAUCAAUCUAAAAAAUCUUUUUUGAGUGGAAACUCUCCUCAUAGUCCCAUUUUAAACAAAAAAAAUGAAAAUUUACUAACUAAUCAUCUGCAGGGAAAUCCCAUGGCUACCUACAAUGAUAUCUAUGAUUUCAAUAAAAACAGCAAUAGUAGUGAUAGUUUGUUUGCAUCAGCUGCACUGAAAAUAGAAAGAUCACACUCUCAAUCUCCCAAAAACUCAGCUUUUAAUGACAUACCAAGACCUAUAAUUCAGAGGUCACAAACCACUCAUCAAUUUAUUAGUGGAUUAAAAGAAAAUAAACCUUUGCAAAAUACCCAUUACAGAAACACGUCUAACCAUCAAUUUGGCCAAGAAGUGGAAAAUCUAGUAAAUGACAAUAAAAAUCAUUCUAACAUCAAGAAUUCAGCUCGAAAUCCUAUAAAUGUUAACGAGCAGCCUCAGAAUAUAUCAAAAACUACAAUUAAUAUCGAGAAUUCUGGAAAAGAAAUAAGUUUUCAAAAUCUUACAAAUUCUCCAUUUAAAAAUAUAACUAAUAAUCUAUUAAAAUCUUCUUUGGAUGUUUCAUUUCCAUUAUCAAGUCUUGUCCAUACAUCAUCUAACAGUUCAGGCCAGUUGAGAUCAUCUGUUCAACCCAAUCUCAAUGUGCCUAGUCUUAGUCGAACAUCUUCAAACUUGAAACCAUCUAAAAAUUAUUCCAGCUCCAAUUCUUUUCUUGACUCAAUUGCCAGGAAUCCUGAAUUCAGUUUUAAAAACACGCCAAUACCUUUGAUUUAUUUAUGUAACCCAAUAAAAAUUGAAAGAGAUUUCGAUUUAAUUUUUCAACGUUGUUCUUACAGCUAUUUUAGGUACUUGGGAGAAGGAGUUGAGUGGUAUUAUUAUCGCUUAAUGGAGUUUUUGGAUGGUGAAGAAUUGCAGAUACCUAGAAUUUUUGAAAAUGGUGAAAAUCUUUUUUCUGUUUUGGAAAUGCUUGAUAAUAAAGAUAAAAAACCACCAAUAAGAGAAAGCAAAUCUAUUUUGAAUAAAUUAAAAAUUGAAGAGAUUCGGAAAAUUGUAGAUGAAGUUUUUUUUGGAUACGAAUCAAUGUCUCUAAGUGACAAACUUAAUUUUUCAGAUGAUUUUGAAAAUGCACAAAUAGUUUGCUUAAUCAAGUUUUUAAUUUUGAUAAAAGAUAUUGACACUGUGAAAAUAUUGAUAAUAAUUAUUGAUAAUAUAAGAGUUGCAACAGAAAUUCAAUAUUUCAGGCAUUUUAAAUUGUGGAAAAUGAUAUUGACAGUAAUCUUGAUAAAACAAGAAAAUCGGAAAAAAGAUUUUAUGAGUGGGAAUUUAUCUCAAGAUCAGAUAAAUAUGAAAUUUCAAAGAAAGGGAUCAGAUAAUAAUUCAGAUAUUUUUAGUAAUUUUGACACUGAUGAGUUAAGUAAAGAGCAAAGUAAAAGCGAUAAUACUGAAAAUUUUACCGGUUCAAAUCGUUUCUAUGCUUCUUCAGUUGAAUCGUCUACUCUCUCAAUGUUGCAAUUAGUACCGAAAAUUCAGGUGGAUGGUUCUUCCAAUAAAAAUGAACAAAAUGGAAAAAGUGAUAGUAAUUCCAGUAUAAAUAAACGUAUAAAAAAAAAAUCAUUAAGUGAUACUGACGACAAUAAAGAAAUUUUACAUGCAAUCAACCAGCUGCGGCAAAAAUCAGGAACUAGUUAUAAAGAUAAUGAAAGUGCGAUUUUAGAUGACAGUGAUGAAUCUGAUGAGGAAUUGGUAAACCCUAAGUCAUUUCCUUCAAUUUAUAAUUCCAAUUCCAACAAAGUAAAGAGCAAUUUUCUUAUCAAAAAUCCAAAGUCUUUAGAAAGUUCAACAUCUAGUCUUGGGAUGCUAGAUUCAUCAAGUGAAGUGAAGAGUACUGUGAAUGUUUCCGAUCAUAAUAACAAGCAAAAUGUUAAUCAUGAAGAUGUAGAGUUUAACAUUUCACAUUCCUUUAGAUCUUCAAUUUCGCCAUUAUCAUUUUCUGUUGGAAGAAGUAUUCCAAAGGAUUCGCCGUUAGGUGGAUUAAUUCGAUCAAAGAGCUCUAGGCUUUCUAAUUUUAAUUAUCCAUUGGAUAAAUUUAAAAGAGAUAAUGCAACUGAGAGACUACCUGGAACUCUUAGUUUAAAGAGCAAUUUAACAAAGCAAAUAAAAUACAAUUCAUCAUCAGGAGAACAUGGCAAUGUUUAUGCCAGCACAGUUAGUAGUUUUAGAGAUGAGAGACAUAAUCAAAAUGCAAAAAGUAUAUUGGAAGUUUCUCAAGAGCGAUUGGAUAAGGAAAAUCUAGUCAAGAGAAUCAACAUGAAUCAUUCUAACGGAUUUCCAUGGAAUCCAGAGCGAAUUAUCACAAGGGUUAGCAGUUAUGCAACUGAAGAAGGAGAUAUAUUAAUGUGUGUAUCGUUAUUAUUAUUAUUUCGUAAUUUAUUUACAAAAUAUCAAGCAUUAGAAUGGGUUCAUGGUUUUAUUGAAAUUUUAACAAGAAAAAGACUAUUUUCAAUUUCUUCAUUAAUUUUGAAAUAUUGUGGAUUGCCAGAAAUACUGAAUGAAGGAUUAAAAAACACGCAUAUUAAUUCAUUUUGCUUUAAUUGCAAAAACAUUAUUACAAAUGACAAAGUGAAAUUGAGUGAAAAUAAUGAAAAAGAAGUUAGAAGUAGAUAUUGGAUAUGUGAAAAUUGUAAAACGUUUACGAGUAAAUGCUGUUACUGUGAUAUUCCUAUUAAAGGAUUAAGUUUAAAUUUACUCACUUGUGGACAUCAUAUUCAUGCUGAAUGCUUUAAAGAAUGGUUUGAUGAUGGUGAUGAAAGAGAGUGUCCAUGUGGAUGCGGUGAAGUUAUAUUCGAAUAG
Ascoidea rubescens DSM 1968 is the source of this 4737-nucleotide messenger RNA. It is a transcript of the gene RTC1, whose product is annotated as Rtc1p. The record is from RefSeq and is a predicted model, not a curated record. Gene Ontology annotation, molecular function: protein binding. Lineage: Eukaryota; Fungi; Ascomycota; Saccharomycetes; Ascoideales; Ascoideaceae. Gene Ontology annotation, biological process: positive regulation of TOR signaling. Bases 1 to 4737 code for a protein of 1578 amino acids. The transcript has a single exon.